Messenger RNA from Sinocyclocheilus rhinocerous, 2438 nucleotides. RefSeq names its product leucine-rich repeat-containing protein 49. The record is from RefSeq and is a predicted model, not a curated record. The coding region runs from base 89 to 2161 and encodes 690 amino acids. The transcript has 15 exons. Gene Ontology annotation, molecular function: protein binding. Lineage: Eukaryota; Metazoa; Chordata; Actinopteri; Cypriniformes; Cyprinidae.
GCAGGUGUCUCCGGGUCUGUCCUGUGACAGCGAGCUCUCGGCUGCCGGUCGCUGUGUCUUCUCUCUUCCCGUGGCUCUUCCCGUGGGGAUGCUGGUGGAUCUGGGGCCGCAGGUGUACCGAGUGAAGAGGGCCGCUCACAGCGCGGGGUCCACGUCCCCGCAGAGCAAAGCAGCGCUCGCUCACAUGCGCGGAAGUCUGCGUGACAGUUCCGUGCCGUGUUUCCCGUCUGCCUUCGGCUUCAGAGAUGACAUCACUUCCUGCCCGGAGAGACUGGAUCUGGACCGGCGCGGGAUGACGGAUGUCCCUCAUCUGGACGCGGCUGGGAAUCUGCGGCUCCUCAACAUGCAGCACAACCUCAUCUCACACCUGCAGGACCUGCUUCACCUGCAGCGCCUCGUGUUCCUCGAUCUCUAUGACAACCGCGUGAUUGACAUGUCUGGAGUCUCCUCCCUCACCUCGCUGCGUGUGCUGCUGCUCGGGAAGAACAGAAUCCAGAGGAUCUGUGAUGUGGACGGCCUCACUAAACUUGACGUUCUGGACUUACAUAAUAAUCAGAUCUCUCAGAUUGAAAAUGUGUCUCGUUUGUCGAAGCUUCGUUUGUUGAAUCUCUCUGGAAACCGCAUCACUCGAGUGGAGAAUCUGCAGGGUCUGAACUGUCUGACCGAACUGAACCUGCGACACAACAGCAUCACGUCUGUGACGGAUGUGGAGAAUCUUCCUCGUCUGCAGCGUCUGUUUCUCAGCGCUAACAGCAUCAGCAGGUUGGAUGCUCUGGCCUGUCUGUGGCACUGCCGCUCUCUGAGUGAGCUGAGCGUUGAUGGGAAUCCCGUCGCGCUGGAGUCAUGCUACAGACAGACUCUCCUCCGCUGCUGCUCGCCACACCUUCAGCUGCUCGACAUGAAGCGCGUCACAGAGGAGGAGAGACGCACGGCGAGUGUUUCAGCACGAAAGGAGGAUGAGAAGAAGAAAGAGAGUCACAAACAGACUGCGCACAAGGAAAGACGUCGACUCGCGAUCCAGAACGCAGCGCAGCAGUGGGAGGGGCUAAAGGCCUGCCUCGAGCUUCCUGCCCAGAACGGCUCCAAGGAAGACGUCAGUCCAGAAUACAGCCCCGCCCACAGCCCCGCCCAGACCAAUGGGAACACACAGGAGACGUCGCCGGACGAGCCCAGACGCUUGAGUCCGCUCACAGUCUCAGCCGGAGGGAACGAGAGCAGGUUACGAUCGGCCAAUCGACCAAACAGCCCCAGAGACAUCAGGCCGCAGGACGCCGGCGGGCCCAGUGUUCAGAGUCUGUCCAUAUCUGACAGUCACCUGGCGGAGCUAGACAGCGAGACGCUGCGUCUGUUCGGCCCCGGGGCCCUGGAGACGCUGGAGCGCUGCUGGGGCGUUCAGACAGCCGCGAGUGUCACCACCGUCGCCUUCAGAUACAUCCACUUCGACUCCAUCAUUCCCAUGUUCCUGCGCAUCCGCCUCAAAUUCCCAAACCUCACGCACCUGAUGUUCAUGGAGACGAGCAUCACUCAUCUCCCUCAGCUGGCGGCUCUGGCUCAGGUACGGCGUCUGGAGCAGAUCAGUGUUCAUCCAGAGUGGAAUCCGGUGGUGAGACUGACGCUCUGGAGAUCCUUCCUCAUCUACAGACUGCAGCACCUCAACCUGCAGAAGAUCAACGGCACCGAGGUCACCAUGAAUGAGAUCAUGGCCUCGGAGCGGAUGUUUGGCGCUCUGGGUCACGUCGCUGCUACAGAAACGCCACGCUGCCGCCUGCUGCUGCUGCUGGAGGAGUCCAGGAAGCGGCAGCUGCAGUUCCUGCUGGACGGACGCGGGCGCAGAAGCGGUGUGAGUCCAGACGACCUGAAGGAGAACGGCAAACAGCUGGGAGACGCUUUGAGCCGAGCGCUCUUCAGCUAUCCCAGCAGACUGUCCGACGGCCCCGAGGAGGGUGGUGCUGAUGCGUCGGAGCGCUCGGCGAUGGUGCAGCAGUAUCUGCGAGGGCUGAUCCACAGAGCUUCCGGUCACUGCGUGAAGGCAGACGCUCUGCAGAAGCUCUGGCCGUCGCUCUUCAGCGAGAUCGUGAGAGACUGUGUGCUGGAGAUGAGAGACAAACAGGCCUUCAGACAGACGCGCCUCCAGCGGUUCCACAGCGAAUCACACACAUGAACACAGACACUGAACACUGAAUGUUUAGCAGCCUCUCAUCCUCACUGUAGUUAUCACUGAGUCGAUCUGCUCAUUCCUGUGGUUCCUCUGACAUCCCUAAUGGUGCUCCUGAGGAAACAUACUCUACACAGGUGCAUUACAGCAGUGCAUGCGUGUUACAUACAAGCCUCAAACAUGUCAACCGUUUAAUUUACCAGAUGAAGAUUCUUCUCAAACUGUUGCUUUGCCGUGAUAGUAGUUAAGCUGAAAGAGAAAUCGGACUAUUGAGGAAUAUUUU